This is a messenger RNA of Cheilinus undulatus (humphead wrasse), 6251 nucleotides long. It is a transcript of the gene gab2, whose product is annotated as GRB2-associated binding protein 2. The transcript is spliced from 10 exons. The coding region runs from base 321 to 2354 and encodes 677 amino acids. The record is from RefSeq and is a predicted model, not a curated record. NCBI's taxonomy places the organism in Eukaryota, Metazoa, Chordata, Actinopteri, Labriformes, Labridae.
UUACCCAGCGGCUCCUCGUCAGCUCGUCGUGCGUAAAUUACCCACAAGUCCAGUUGCGCUUCUUUUUUUACCCUCAAACUGUUGGAUUGCGCGCUGGUUUUGUUUCGCACAGAGACGACCAGGACAGGAGAUACUGGCAACAUCUCCGAGCAGCUCUACUUUGAUUUUUUUCCCCCCUCUUUAUCAAAUGGGGGGAGCAGACUGCAGCAGGGAGAGCCAAACGCCGACAGCACUUUGAAUAGGCAAGUCUUGAGGAGCCGUCAUGUUCUAGUGACAGACGGCAGUUUUAGAGCAAGAAGAAAGUGCACACAGUGACAAACAUGAGCGGCGGAGAAAUCCUCUUCCAAGGCUGGUUGAGAAAGUCACCACCAGAGAAAAAGCUGAGGAGAUAUGCAUGGAAGAAACGCUGGUUCAUACUGCGCAGCGGCCGCAUGAGCGGUGACCCCGAUGUUCUCGAGUACUACAAGAACGACCACUCCAAGAAACCCAUCCGGGUCAUCGACCUGCACUGCUGCGAGCAGGUGGACGCCGGCCUGACCUUUAAGAGGAAGGAGUUCCAAGACAGUUUUGUGUUUGACAUCAAGACCUCAGACCGCACUUUCUAUCUGGUAGCUGAGACGGAGGAGGAGAUGAACAAGUGGGUCCGCUCCAUCUGCCAGCUGUGUGGGUUCAACCAAUCGGACGACAACCACGAUGGCAGGUUGCACCAUAUGCCCCGUUCUGUCGGAGCAGAUGUCCCAGGAUCAAUGGCUCCUCUGACCGGAGAACGCAAGUCCUCUGCCCCCAUCCACUCCAGCCAGCCAGUCCUCUUCACCUUCGAUGUGCCUGUACGCCACUCACACCACGGCUCCCUGUCCAACAGUGCACCCCAGGACUACCUCCUCCUCCAUCAGUGCAUGAGCAGGAAGACAGAGAGUGCACGGAGUGCCAGCUUCUCCCAGGCCACACGAAGUAAUCUGUUUAUGGGAAGCGACUCUGCGGUGCAGAAACUCUCUCAUGGCUUCUCCCACUGUCUGAACGGCAUGGGCGCUCAAUUGCACGGCUUCUACAGCCUCCCAAAGCCGGGAAAACAGCAGUCACCGCUGAAUGAUGACUCCCCCCAGGAGGCCUGUUACGUGCUGCCCAGGGGUUACAGCUCUGAGGCACCGGCUCACAGCGGUCUGGGUGAGCCUGACCUGGAAAACGAGGAGGUUUACACCUUCAAAAUGCCCUGCAACACCCUCGCCACCAUGCACAACAACGAGCGACCAACUGACAACUACGACCUUCCCACGCCGCCUGGCUCUUUCUACCAGAUCCCCCGGACGUUUGAUAAGAAUCAUAAUGCCCUGACACCCUCCAGCUCAGAGUCCUCCUGUGCUCCUCCACCAAGACCCCCAAAGCCCAGUCAGGGGUCAGAGAGUCAGUGGGGGAGUCCCCAGUCAGUGGGGAGCCAGAACGGAGAUUUGACUGCGGUGUCAGUUAUCCCUCGUAGGAAUACUCUCCCUGCCGUGGAGAACAUCAGGCUGCACAGAGGCUCUUCGUUUGAAACUAACAGCCAUCACCGUCCCAUCCAUUUCAAUAACUCAGGCCAGUCUGUGGAGUCUGUCAAUGAUGGCUUCAGCUCUUACCUGAGAACCAGAACCCCUCUGACACGGUCAGACAGUGGCAACUCAGAUGACAACUAUGUGCCCAUGAAUCCUGGCUCCUCGCCACUGAGCGCUGCCCAGGCUGACAGUCCUAAGAAUAUCUACAUCCCGAUGAGCCCUGGGCCACAUCACUUCGAUUUCCCAGGAUUCUCUGCAACAUUACCUGCCCGCAAGGGGAGCAGCGCCUCCUUGUGUCACCGGCCCAGCCGUCUCAGCGAUGUCACACCGCCACCCAUCAACCGCAACCUCAAACCUAACAGGAAAUCAAAGCCAACACCUCUUGAUUUGAAAAACAAUGGGAUCAUUGAUGAGCUGCCAUUUAAGAGCCCAGUCACCAUGUCCUGGACACGACCUAUGCCUGCUAUGAACUCCAUGUCCUCCCAGCCUUGUCGCCCUAUCUCUACACAAAGCAUCACCAGCACUGACUCUGCAGACAGUGAGGAGAAUUAUGUAGCUAUGCAGAACCCAGCGUCUACCUCCCCAGCCGUGAGUGGCACCAGCAGCCCAGCCCCGAGGAAAUGUGGCAACGUGGACUACCUAGCACUGGAUUUCCAGCCUGGGUCACCCAGCCCACACAGAAAACCUUCAACAUCCUCCGUGACCUCUGAUGAGAAGGUGGACUACGUGCAAGUGGACAAAGAGAAGACCCAGGCUCUGCAGAGCACCAUGCAGGAGUGGACGGAUGUGCGACAGUCUACUGAGCCAGCCAAGGGAGUCAAAUCCUGACACUGACCUGUGCAAACAGUGUGACAAAAAAACAGAAAAAAUGACACUUUUAAGUGAAGCAUCUCUGGUAUCAUGUUUCUAUCAUUACUAUAAUUCUGGUUGGCCUUGUUUUCAACUGAAAUACCUGGACUAAAAAGCCAUAAUCUCUCCUAUGCCUGAUCUUUGUGAUGACUUCUGAUGCAGUCUAGCUCUAACAUGCAGAAUAUAAGGCCAUACACAUGAAGUGCCCUGCCAAAGCUCUUCGUGCAGACGUUUAUAGCUGUAAAUGGAUAAUUGAUGAAUUAAUAACAUGUAUGAAAAUAUCAUCCUUACCCAUGAUUCCAUUUUUAUGAGUAACUCAUGUUCCAUGAAGGCUGUCGGACUCGCCUCCUAACAUUUUAAACCGCCGUUUAAAAGAGAAGCAGAGACUCACUGGUUCGAUAACCGUAUUAAUAUACUGUAAGAGUACGCUCACUGGUCUCAGCAAUGCCAAGAUGCACUCCAAUUUUGGCAUGCAGGCAGACUCUCUCUUUUCACUUCAAUCUAUCAUUUGUGCUGAGUCUCCCAGAAGCAGUGAAGAGAUUAUUUUCACUGCGGGCAAUAAUUUCAGCUUAGUAGUGCAUGUCUGCUAAGAGAAGGGGGAGCAAUGCUGCCUUACAAAUACGUGAAGGCCCAUGUCAGAAGCCUUAAUGAUUACUUUACAUGGCUGUUGCCUCUGUUUCCAUUAAGUAUGAGCCCUAACAAUAUCUAAAAGCUGUCUGGCUGGAUGGAAGGCCAAUUAUUUCAAAGCAGGUACAAAGUCAGGGUCGUCCAAAUGAAGUAAACACCACAGAAGAGAAAUAGAAGCUUCUUGUAUCUUUGUAGGUUUGACUAUAAUGGUCAGUUCACUUCAGGAGAUCUCUUAAUACAUUUCAUUUUCUGUGUGCACUGAUCAAGGAAACAAGAAAACAGAGUUUGAAGUAAAAAUAAAGCAGGAAGAGUACAAACCAAGGAGUUUAGUUACCCUGUUUCUGCUUUUCUCUCACUUCCCCCAAGAGACUAUAAAUACAAGUUAAGUCUGAGCAGAAUAGCAUAUUUAUGUUUUCUGGAGCUCAACCGUUUGCUGAUGUAUGCCUUUGGUCUUUGAUAUGCCAUACACUACAGCUACGUCUCUGAGGAGUAAUUGUUUCCUGUAUGUAAAUUAUUAAUAGAAUGACAUAUUUGCAGCACAUCAUGUGGACUGUUAGAAAUUUGAUGCAGUUGUCUGAGACAAAAAGGUGCACUAAAGUAAUGUAAAAUUGUGCUUUUCGUGCAAAGGCAACCUGCCAAAAUGAAGAUAUGCCAGUGAUCAUUCAGUAUGUUUACAUGCAUAGAAAAAUCAAGCUAUUCUUAUAACUCAAUCAGGAAAUUUUCUGGACUACUGUCUGUUGCAAGAGGGUUCCUGGUUUGAAUCCCCCUUAAACAGGGCCUUUCUGUAUGGAGUUUGCAUGUUCUACCAAAAGGAAGCUUAUGCUCUCUCCAGGUACUCUGCCUUAGAGGCUGACAUUUUUUGGGAAUUCCCAAGGGGCCCAGAAUUGGUUGUCAUUCCACUGUUCAGUCGUGUGAUUGGGAUUUGAAGGGAAAUAAAGAAUGUGGGGGUGGGCGGGAACCACCAUAACAAUAGACCAAUUUUUAUACAUAAAUAUGCACAUGCAGUUUGUUCAAGGGGUUAGGUUUUUUCACAGACUGAAGCACUGUAUAUUGACCAUACUUGGCAGCCAUUUUCCUUGUGGUUUUCUUUUAGAGUGCCAACACCGCAGCGCAAGUCAAACAAACCACUUUUCAUACACAAGAAAUUGAACUGCUGCAGCCAACACUUUCUCCAACAAUGCAAGCAACAACCCUUUUUUGAAAUAGAGAAAGACAAAGGCAAUCAAAUGAGGCAAAAUGUGACUGAGAAUGAAAAGUAAGACAAAAUGAUCCAUCUAUCAAGCUUACAGAACUUGUGGGGAAGUUGAAAAUUUUUGAAAAGUUCAUGAGAGUCGAGCAUGACGAAGCUAACACGCCCUAUGCUUCCUGUAAAUCAUUAAUUAGAUGCCAUGUUUGGAUAUAUAUUCAACUAUUCAGUGGAUGGGACGGUAGUAUGGUGUGCUCCAAUAAGGGAAAAACACAAGUAGGAACAGACUAAUUAUGUGUUUACUUUACAUUACAUUGUCUAAUAUGACUGAAAGGUGUAUUUCUGUCAAAAUCACAUCAAAUGUUCAGCUGAUCCAGAUAAAACUGUUCCAUUCUUGAUCGCCCUGGGGUUGAUAUGAUAGCUGUAAGGAUUUAAAGAUAAAAGAUACCCUAAAAACUUAAACAUCUUGUUUUAUCCACAUAUUAAUCAUCAUUUGGGGGCCAGAUAGCGAGCUAUGGGGGGCCUGAUAUGGCCCCCGGGCUGCCAAUUGUUGAUCACUGCUGUAGGGCCUGCACAGCACUCAUAGCUGGCAUAUGCCAGUGCGGCACUUCACCACGUCAACCUGGGUCCUGUGCUGCUUUGGCCUCCUUACGGCCUUCAUCCAAACCUGUUCCAGACCAAUACCCCAUCGUUUGAGGUAUCCUCCCAGCUGCCCCCUCCAAAUUGCAUGCAACCGCCCCCAGUGCCUGGUCACAAAAGAGUCCAGUUGGCGCCUUUGAUCAUCAGUGAGUGUCAAGGCCUCACAAGAGCAUAGUAAGACCAGGAGGACCAAAAGACUUGUCCGCAUGCUCAGUUACCAGGAAUGCCACAUUCCCCACUCAGUGUCUAACUCUAUUCAGCAUCCUUUCGCUCAGGUAAAGGCACAAAAAAAAACCCACCCUCAAAAAAGUCUCUAGAAGUCCAGUAUUAGUCUGACAACCACAGUAAUUUUACGCUCUCUUUCUGCAUGUAAACGUACUGACUGUCACUUAAAAUUAGUCAAGGAUGGAAUUUGUCUUAAUUUCCUAAACUUUUAUAUUUGUUAAAUUUGCCUUAUAUUUUCAUUUCAGUUGAGAUGUAAAAUUUGCCUUUUAGAUAUUAUUCACAAUAAUAUUGAGUCCAGUAUUUCACUGUGGGCUGGAACCACUGUAGGGUCAAUCCCUCUGAUCGUAAAGCAUGGCCAUGCAGUGCUCGAUGGUGUUAUUGAUUCUAUUGAGAUUAGCUUCUUAAUGUUUUUCUACUAUUUUUACUGUUUUGUAUUCUUUUUAUGAUUAUUUUCUACUGGUAGGUUUAAGCAAGAGAUAUUUCCGAGGGUCAGGUCAGACUAAAUUAAGCUAAGCUUGUUGCAUCCUGUAUUUUGUUUCUUUCUUACAUUUCCAGAUUGAAUUUUAUGAUCUGUUCAUGAAACAGGAAGGCUGGCAGAUUUGAGUCACACUGGCAGAGCCUCCCUGCGUGGACUGUGAUUCACAAAGAGUGAGAGGAAAGAAAAGACUGAAGAGAAGCCUGUCUCCCCCCCUGUCAGCCUCUGAAGUGAAAUGGAUGUGUAAUUUAUUAUCUAGAGAGACCCGUCAUAAGCAGAAGAGCUGUGUAUGUGUUGUGGUAGAUUGUGAGUUUUAGUAAGUUAAAUGACAGCUUGACUGGGCCAGAUUGAAAAACACUGCUCAGAUCUACUGUCAGACUGUCACUGGGUUGACGUACUGUACUAGUAGAUAUCUUUUUUUUUUUUACCACUGAUAUUGCUACUACUGUAAAGCAUUUGCAGACUGCUUGUGUGUUAAUUUAUUAAUUUAUUGUGCGUUUUGAAGUUAAUAAUUGUAAAAAGGAAAAAAACAAAAACCAAAUAAGGAAACCUUCUCUCUACUAACAUUGAUGUAUGCAAACUGUAUGUAAUUUGUGAAGCAAUAGUACAAAAGAUGCCAGUGUGAUGGUAAUGUGGUACAGUUCAUUUGGGAUACACAAGAAAACAAUACUUUGUUAUUCCUGUAUAAUGGUAGACUAAAACCUGUGGACAUAGAAUAAAUCAA